UAAGAUUCAAAAGUAUUCUGAAAUCAAUUUGUCAAUCAUCUUGACACUUUUUCAAAUUCCUAGUGAAAAUGGUCUCCGUUGAACGAUGAAUUUUUUAAUUCAUUUUGCAUCAUUUCCCGCCCUGAAUUCAAAACUUUACAGAAUAAACUUUGACCUGAAUAUACAAAUGUCAUACCUCAAAUCUUGAUUUUCGGGUUAAAAUUUUUGACAAAGAAUAAAAUAAACGUUUCAUUUUUUAAUACAGAUUAAUAGAUUAAGUAAUUGUCACAGUGAUCAGAAUGUCCGACACAUUUAUUAAGAACGAGAAAUUUGCCGAAAAUUUAGCAAAUGGAGACAUACACAACUCAGAAUCUAUCAGUGAGAACAGUGAAGACUGCAGUGAAAAAAACCAGGAGAAAAAAGUAGAAAAUUCCGUCGAUGAUCCUAAAGAAGAAUGGGUUGGAAACUUACAAAACUCUGAAUCUAUCAGUGAGAACAAUGAAGACUGCAGUGAAAAGAACCAGGAGAAAAAAGUAGAAAAUUCCGUCGAUGAUCCUAAAGAAGAAUGGGUUGGAAACAUACAAAACUCAGAAUCUAUCAGUGAGAACAAUGAAGACUGCAGUGAAAAGAACCAGGAGAAAAAAGUAGAAAAUUCCGUCAAUGAUCCUAAAGAAGAAUGGGUUGACCUUCUUGGAAGUGAGGCAAUAAUGAAAAAGAUUAUCAAAGAAGGACUUCCAGACUCAAGGCCAGAAAGAAAUGAAAUAUGUAGAAUUAAUUAUGUUUGCUGUCUGGAAGAUGAAACAGUAGUUGAAACUGCCAAUAACUUUGAAUUGCAGUUAGGAGAAUCAGAUGUGAUACAAGGCUUAGAUGUUUCUUUGGGAUUGAUGAAUCUGAAUGAGAAAUGUAGACUGAAAAUUGAACCUAGACUCGCUUUUGGUAAAAAGGGCUUGCCACCUCAUAUUCCUAGUGAAGCUGUUCUGAUUUAUGACAUCGAAUUGGUUGCUGUUGAAAAAGAGCAAGAUAUUGAGGAAAUGACUAUCGAGCAAAGAAAACUCAAAGGGAAUAAAAAGAGGCAGAGAGGAAAUUGGUGGUACUCGAGAGGAGAAAAUAAUUUAGCCAUACAAUGUUAUAGAAGAGCCUUGGACUAUUUAGAUGAAGUAGAGGGAGGUAUUACUGGACCACUGUCAGAAAAUGCCAAAAAAGAAGUAACUGAUGCAGAUUUGCAAAGUUUACUUGAGGAUAGAGUGAGCGUUUGUAAUAACAUGGCUGCUGCACAAAUUAAAAUGGAGCUCUAUGAAGCAGCACUCAACUCCCUACAGAUUGUGCUAAGAUGUCAGCCUGACAACUUGAAAGCACAUUUUAGAAAAGCAAAGGUAUAUAUAGGAAAAAAUGAUCUGCCAGCUGCAAUGAAAUGGCUCCAAAAAGCAAAAGAACUGGCACCAAAUGAUUCUGAAAUUCAAAAAGAAAUAACUGUAGUAGGUAAAUUACUAGAAAAACAAAAAGCAACUGAAAGAGAAGUCGCCAGACGAAUGUUCAACGGACCAAAAAAGGACAAAGACUUGGAGAAGAUUAUUUCUAGAAAAAGCAAGGUACAAUUUUUUUGUAGACAUCAAUGCAAGUAUUGUUUCCUCAAAUUUUUUCAGGUUCGAUAUUGGGCAACUAUAGGUGCUGUUAUUGCCGUAGGUGUAGGGUACGCAGCCUAUCGUUUUAAAUAGUGAAAAGAUUUUGCAUUUUUACUUGUUUUAAAAUUGUAGGUAAUUUUAUCUUGGUAUUUUAGGUUAUUUAGAUUUGUUUUAUAGUGAUCUCAAAAAACUUUUUUUUCAAACGUCAUAAAAAUAUUCACUGAGUUGAUGUUUUUUUAGGUCACAUAUAGACAGAUUAUGUUUUACAUUAAUUUGUUAUAUCCUGUUAUUUUAUUACAUUUUCAUGAGACA
This is a messenger RNA of Leptinotarsa decemlineata (Colorado potato beetle), 1913 nucleotides long. RefSeq names its product zonda (gene zda). NCBI's taxonomy places the organism in Eukaryota, Metazoa, Arthropoda, Insecta, Coleoptera, Chrysomelidae. The record is from RefSeq and is a predicted model, not a curated record. Gene Ontology annotation, biological process: negative regulation of apoptotic process; protein folding. Gene Ontology annotation, molecular function: protein folding chaperone; peptidyl-prolyl cis-trans isomerase activity; protein binding. Gene Ontology annotation, cellular component: mitochondrial envelope; membrane; cytosol.